AUGCCGGACAUGGAGAGGCAGCCCAGGCGACGGGCAGUUGCCGUGGAGUUGGCAGAGUUCACGGAGCUAAUGGGGCAGCGGGUGGAACAUCAGUUUGGUGGAGAUUGGUGCUUUUCGUAUGUUCGAUGGAAUUACUGGUUCAGGCAACAGCUGCAUCGUGCAAGAGGGCUGUCCCUACGGCGUAUAGGCGGUGGGGAAGAUGGAGAAGGUGAAUUGCGAGGAGAGGUGCUGAAGAAUGCGGCGUGUGAGAUCAGUGCGGGUUUGUCUGGCAAGUAUUUGUGGAGCGAUGGGCACAUGCGGCCUGUGGGUGGGGACCUCAACAAAGUUGCCUAUGUUCCAGGCCUAUCCCAGGAGGCUUUGCGAUUGCUGCAGGAGGCGAGACACAUCAUGGGGAAGCUGCCUGGCACAAGUGGUGUGAGGACUUUGAUGAGGUAUCGGGCCAAGGCUAUGCAAGUUGCGUAUGGUGCACCCGUGUUUGUGACGUUGAGUCCAGCAGAAAAGCAUAACUACUUGAUGCUUCGCCUAGCAAGGUGGCGCCGAACAGACCCAGCGGUAGUGCAAGAUCCUUCGCUGCAGAAAGUGGCAGGCCGUUUGCGGCCAGGCCCUGAAGACAGGAGUGCAUGGCCAGACUUCGAGGAGAGACGUCAGGUACUGGCUCUGAAACCAGCAGCGGCUGUGUUGGGCUUUCGAGUGCAUGUGCUUUUGCUGUUGAGAGCAGUCUUUGGUAUCCGGACAUGCUUGUUUUGCCUCGCGUGUCAGUCGCAGAAGGAUGCUGAGUCGUUUUGUAGCGAUCUGGAGGGGAAUGCCUCAGAACUGGUAGGAGGUGCCUUUGGGCGGUGCGCCGCUGCAUUUUUCAGCAUCGAAAGUCAGAAGUCAAGUGCCCUGCAUGUGCAUGGGCAUGUUGUCAUUGAAGGUUUGCAGCAAGUGGCCACGCUGGAGGAACUUGGCCAGAGGAUUGUGGCGGAGGGCGAGGCAGUGGUGGAGGCGUUUCUUCGUUUCAAGCAGCAUGUUUGCAUGCAAGAGCAUGCGAUGCCCAGCAGAUGGGAUGAAGGUGAGAGGGCCCGCGUGGAGGAGGAAUGGGGCCUGACGGAGGAAGAGAUGGUGUCUGAAGGGGAAGUCUGGAAGCAGAAGUACAGAGGGGAUGUGCAGGAGGUGCAGAUGACGCGGCAACAUCAUAUCCACCCAAAAGAUAAGAAGGGGGAAAGGCAGCCUCUGGCUGGGUGCAGGAAAAGUGAGAACAAGAGCCAGUGUCGUGCAGGGUAUCCUAUGGACAGUCAAGUGACGUCGGAGGGCAUGGUAGUGUGCCCGGGAGUAGCGGAAAAAUUUGGCUUGGCUUUGACUGGAAGGCGGAACUCACUAGGUAGCUUGUUUGGACCACGAAGCUGUCCGUGGCUGAAUGGCAGUCAUCCGGCAUUGCUAGCUGCUGGCAGACACAACUCGGAUGUGCAGUUGAGUUGCAGGUUGCCGCUUUGCAAACAGAGCCACUGGAGUCUCUGCAGUAAGCAAUGUGUGGAGCAGGUGGGGGCAGCAGAGCUACAGAGAAUAGCGCAGGCAGCCAUGGCAGCCCAAAUUGGAUAUUCAACUGACUAUUGCACGAAGAGGCAAGCGGGUAGUUUAUAUGAAUGCCGUGAAUUUGCCCGUGGGCAUGCAGCCAUGUCUCGGAAGAUAGCAGGUGAAAAGUCGAUCCCGCAGGUGAGCAGGAGACAUGCCCAACGGAUUGUGGCCGACUGCUUCGUUCGGGGCAUCGUGCGAGGGGCCGUCGAUACAGAGAACCUCAACAUGCAUGCUGUGGCGACGCAGUGGGACCCUUGUGCGGCUGAAUGCAUGCAAACUUUUCGGACAGCGGUGUUGCCUGGAGCGGCGCUGUUGGAGGUCAUAGAGCGCGCCUCAGAGGGCAAGUCUUUGAGAGGCAUGAAGGGCAAUCUGCAAGUGGUGCAAGGUGAAGUGGUGCUGCGGGACUUGGCCCUUCUGUAUGGUUUGAGAGGAAGUGAGGUAGCUGUGGCUUAUUUAAGCCCGUAUGAAUUUGUGCGUUACUGGGAAGUGAAGUUGGUAGCAGUUGUUGGCCAGGAGCCUGGGCGAUGGAGGAGGGUGGUGCGUUUCCCCAAGUCUGUAGAGUUUCCAGAGUUGAGCAGGAUGCUUGGAUGUGGUGCAUGGUUGCCUGAAUUCCGAGGGUGUCCAGUAGGACGGCCAGGAGCGAUGACGCCAGAACGACGAGCGCAGCUGCUGUUGGUGUAUUUUACGCCUUGGGUGCUGGACGGGAGCAUGGAGAGGCCGCCGCAUGUGGUGCACGCGCAGCAGUUGCAGGCAGCAGGAGACGAUGGGCAGAGAAAGUCGUGGCAGGAGGGUUUGAAUGCUUACCUGAAGAGAGGGUGCCUGAGCCAGGAAAUUUGCCAGAUCAUGCAGAAUUUCAUUUUGGUUUUUUUUGUGCGGUAUCCGGCCGCCAGUGGAGAGGAUGAAAGUGACGAUGGGGAGCAGGAUGUUGAGCUCCAGCCGUCGGGAGCUUAG
This is a messenger RNA of Cladocopium goreaui, 2505 nucleotides long. The record is from the annotation of a GenBank genome assembly. Lineage: Eukaryota; Dinophyceae; Suessiales; Symbiodiniaceae.